Messenger RNA from Theileria orientalis strain Shintoku, 996 nucleotides. Its product is annotated as G protein beta subunit-like polypeptide. The record is from RefSeq and is a predicted model, not a curated record. The coding region runs from base 1 to 996 and encodes 331 amino acids. NCBI's taxonomy places the organism in Eukaryota, Apicomplexa, Aconoidasida, Piroplasmida, Theileriidae. Gene Ontology annotation, molecular function: protein kinase C binding; ribosome binding; translation regulator activity. The transcript has 3 exons. Gene Ontology annotation, biological process: rescue of stalled cytosolic ribosome; positive regulation of protein phosphorylation. Gene Ontology annotation, cellular component: nucleus; cytosol.
AUGGCUUCGGUGGCAACGGAAAAGUUGAGUAACAGUGUUUUGGAAUUUAAAGGGGUCCUCUCUGGAGGACACCACGGAUGGGUCACUUCCAUAUCCACUCCUCUCAAAACUGAUGUUAAUACCAUCAUUUCUGCUUCAAGAGAUAAAAGAUUGAUGAUAUGGGAAAUGUUUGACGACGACAUUGACGGAGAAGUUGGAAUAGCAAAACGUGCUCUGACCGGACACUCGCAGACAGUGCAGGACGUGUCGAUGUCCUCAGAUGGACUCUUCGCACUCUCAGGCUCGUGGGACGGAACGCUGCGCCUGUGGGACCUGGUCAAGGCACAGUCAGUGCGUGUGUUCAACGGUCACACCAAGGACGUCAACAGCGUCGCAUUCAGCCCAGACAACCGCCAGAUCAUAUCAGGCAGCCGCGACAGGACCAUAAAGCUGUGGAACACGCUCGCAGAGUGCAAAUUCACCAUAAGCAACAACACGCACUCAGAUUGGGUGUCAUGUGUACGUUUUUCACCCUCCGGAAAGGAACCAAUCUUCGUAUCGGGUGGUUGGGACAAACUGAUAAAGGUAUGGGACCUCAGAACUUGCCAUCUGAAGCACACUUUGUACGGACAUGAAGGAGUAGUCUACUCAGUCUCUAUUUCGCCAGACGGCUCCCUGUGCGCCUCAGGAGGAAAGGACGGUGUGGCCAGGCUCUGGGACAUGAAGGAGGCAAACAGCCUUCACCUGCUGGAGGCAGGCUCGACGAUCAACGCGCUCUGCUUCUCGCCCUGCAACUACUGGCUGUGCGCAGCCACCGACAAGGCAAUAAAGAUAUGGGAUCUUGAAAACAAGAACAUAUUGGCAGAGAUACACAACGACAGGCCGAAGAAGGUGGGUCUCCCGUGGUGCGUAUCGCUCUGCUGGUCGCCGGACGGAAGAGUGCUGUACGCAGGCUCGACAGACGGUAACAUCUACGUAUACCAAGUGAGCAGGAACUACAGCUACUUGGCAAAUUAA